CCAGGUUUGGAUCUCGCUGAAAACUAUGAUCGAUGGCUGGAUACCUACUGCUUCGAUGCCGACGUUUUUGUGCUAGUUGCAAAUGCAGAAGCGACAGUAAAGUACACCGAGAUGACGUUUUUACAGAGGGUGAACCAGCGAGUAGCCAAUCCGAACCUCUUUAUAUUAUUCAAUCGCUGGGAUGCAGCAGAUGAUGCGGAUGAUAUCGAUAAGGUGAAAGCACAACACCUAGAGCGGGCACGUGAAUUAUUAGUGGACGAGUUGGAUGCUAGCACAAACGAAGAUGAUGCCUGGAAGAAACUCGUGUACUUCGUGUCUGCGAGAGAGGCAUUUGCGAUCCGCAGUGGAAAACUCAGUGCUGACAAGCAAGUCGGAGUACAAGAACGAUACAAUAGUUUUGAGUCGUUCGAGAAGGCCUUCGAAGAAAAAGUCUCUCAGUCCGCGAUACGUACGAAGUUCGAUAACAAUUUAAACCGCGGGCACGAAAUAUUAGAUGUGGUGAUGGCUGCGAGUUCGGAGCUCAAUGAAAGACUGGAGUCACAAUCCAAAGCAAGGUCAGAUCAGAUUACAGCAAUGCUCGAUAGUAUAAUGAAGGUCGAGAGGAUGCAGUCUCGGUUGACGUCUACGUGUAAGGAUCUGCUAGAGAAAUUAGAACAGGAUUUGGAGGCAGAGUGUGAUAGCGCGUUGGCGUCGUGGCUAUUCUUUGACUUCCCGGACUUCGUUGAAAAGUUCGACUACGCCAAUUUUCACAAAGCGGACGACCCUGAUAAGACAAUGUACACUCGGCGAUUGGCGGAGAUGUCGGUAGAUAAUCUGCUAGACACACUGACAUCUAGUAGGAGCAAGGGAUUUGUACUGCAUCUCGUGGAAACCCUAGAAAGUAUCGGUGAAACUACUAAGAAUAACCUACAAAGUGAUAUAUACGCAAUGGUGGAGGGUCACGUAGGGCUGGCUCUGCACGAUGUAUCCGGCAAGAAUGGUGUGAACACGAUUGUGGUCAAUGGCGUCGGAAAAACAAAGUUUACCAGAAGGAGUACAAUAUCAGGUAGCAAUUCACGCCGACCGCAAUCCAGCCCCUUGCCAACCAGUCACCUGAAGAAUGUGGCUGAAGCAUCGAAUGAGAGUAUGAACGCUAGUGGCGACAAUGAAUGUACAGUAAAUGACAAAGGUGUUCAGAUACAGGAUGCCGACAAUGAUGGUGUAUCAGCGAAUGGGGAUACCUACAAAGAACAGAUCAGCAAAAGUACUUCGGCUGCGCUACCCAUUACAUCCAGAUCUCAAGCUCACCAUGGCAUGCUAUCACUGCCUAGUCAAAUCAUCAGGUCACAAUUCAAUCAGCUGGGCUCUGACUUCGCGCCAGAUCUGAAUUUCCACUUCUCAUUAGUCAAUGGCGGGGCGCGGACGUCUCAGGAUAACAUAGACUCGCUUCAGCGCACCCCUUCGUUGAUUUCAAACAGAGCUGUGAGAGGCAAACGUGAUGAGGGAAGUCGGGCCGCGGUGGCGUCUACAGGAAUUUACGUGGCAGUGCCAACAACCGUAGCCGGAAUCAUGUAUAGAAGGGAAGGUACGGAUGGACUUAUGAAGUCUGGGGCAGUGAUCCUUGGAUUCGCAGGCGUACUGGCUGCGCUGGAGUAUAGCUCGUUCAAUUCCGGGAUGAAGGAGCAAAGAUUGAAGGAGCAAUGGAUAGACUACGUAAUGGGCUAUUUGCAAGCCAAAAGGGACGCGAUUGUGGAGCCGAUAGUAUCGCAUUUUGUAGACCAAGCGAAGAUGUACAUUUCAACAAUAACGCUACUCCUGAAUGAACAAGUGGUGCAAAUGAGGGGUAGGCUGGAGAAGAUCAUGCAUACCAAUGACGAUAUCAAGGAAAUUGUGGAGCAGAGCGCACAUGUGAUCAGUCGAUGCGAGCAACUGAAAAUUCGGAUGGUAGACUUAGCCUCCGAUAUAGCGAUGCAAGAAUGAGAAGAAUAAAGUAUCCCGUCGAAGAACCUUGUGUUUUUUGAUGCCUCAAGAAUCAACCCUCAUCGACCUUAGCCAAGUAAUCUUUCAGUGUCAAAAUAGCAAGUUAAGUUACCAAAUUGUUUGCAGUAUACAUGGUCGCCCUUCGGGUUAGAGCGGAUACCAAUAAACCAAUUCAAUUAUUG
This is a messenger RNA of Sphaeroforma arctica JP610, 2141 nucleotides long. RefSeq lists its product as hypothetical. The record is from RefSeq and is a predicted model, not a curated record. The coding region runs from base 112 to 1959 and encodes 615 amino acids. Gene Ontology annotation, cellular component: mitochondrial outer membrane. NCBI's taxonomy places the organism in Eukaryota, Ichthyosporea, Ichthyophonida. Gene Ontology annotation, molecular function: GTPase activity. The transcript has 3 exons. Gene Ontology annotation, biological process: mitochondrion localization; mitochondrial fusion.